Messenger RNA from Dromiciops gliroides (monito del monte), 1162 nucleotides. RefSeq names its product apolipoprotein H (gene APOH). The coding region runs from base 59 to 1096 and encodes 345 amino acids. The transcript is spliced from 8 exons. Lineage: Eukaryota; Metazoa; Chordata; Mammalia; Microbiotheria; Microbiotheriidae. The record is from RefSeq and is a predicted model, not a curated record.
UAUCUUUCUUUUUAACAGAGAGGGUCCAUUUUGAUUGCUUGUGUGAGAAUCCUUCAUCAUGAUUUCUCCUGUGUUAGUCUUGUUGGUGAGCUUUCUUUGCCACUCUGUGACUGCAGGACGGACUUGUCCUAAGCCACAGGAGGUGCCAUUUUCCACAGUUAUUCCAUUAAAAAUGAGCUAUGAGGUAGGGGAACAAAUUGUGUAUAUUUGCAAGCCUGGUUAUGUGUCACGAGGCGGAAUGAGAAGAUUUACAUGCCCUCUUACUGGAAUGUGGCCCAUAAACACCCUGAAAUGUCAACCCAGAGUAUGUCCUUUUGCGGGAAUUUUAGAAAAUGGAGCUGUGCACUAUACAACCUUUGAAUACCCUAAUUCUGUGAACUUUACUUGUAAUAAAGGAUUUUAUCUCAAUGGAAGUGCUUCUGCUAAGUGCAUGGAUGAUGGAAGAUGGAGUCAUCCCCUACCCGUCUGCUCUCCUAUAACUUGUCCUCCACCAUCCAUACCUAAUUUUGCAACACUAAAACUGUAUACAUCAUUAGUUGAAAACAUCUCCUUCUAUCAAGAAACAGCCAUUUUGGACUGUUUGCCACAUUAUGCAAUGUUUGGAAAUGACACAAUAAGAUGCACAGAACAUGGGAAUUGGACUGAACUACCAGAAUGCAGGGAAGUAAGAUGCCCAUUUCCAACAAGACCAGAUAAUGGAUUUGUAAAUUAUCCCGCAAGUCAUGCACUUUUUUAUAAGGACAAAGCCACUUAUGGCUGCCAUGAGACAUAUGUCCUAGAUGGACCAGAAGUAGUCGAGUGUGAAAAAUUUGGAACCUGGUCUGCAUCACCAACAUGUAAAGCAUCUUGUAAAAUUCCUGUUAAAAAAGCUACUGUGCUAUACAAAGGAGAGAAGGUGAACAUCCAAGAUAAAUUUAAGAAUGGGAUUCUGCAUGGUGAAAUCAUUAGUUUCUUCUGUAAAGAUAAAGAAAGGAAAUGCAGUUACACUGAGGAUGCUCAGUGCAUAAAUGGGAAUUUUGAAAUUCCCAAUUGCUUCAAAGAACACAGCUCUUGGGCUUUCUGGAAAACAGAUGCAGCAGACAAACAACCAUGCUGAAGUUGUUACAAAUUCAAAAUUUAGUAUGAAAUAUUUGUAUCUCUUAAAAUAAAAGAUGGAAGAAAA